This is a messenger RNA of Carassius auratus (goldfish), 1365 nucleotides long. RefSeq names its product sushi, nidogen and EGF-like domain-containing protein 1. The record is from RefSeq and is a predicted model, not a curated record. The transcript is spliced from 8 exons. NCBI's taxonomy places the organism in Eukaryota, Metazoa, Chordata, Actinopteri, Cypriniformes, Cyprinidae. Gene Ontology annotation, biological process: cell-matrix adhesion. Bases 6 to 911 code for a protein of 301 amino acids.
UGACAAUGUCUCCAGUCUCAUGUUAUCUGCUGGUGUUCAUAUCAGUCCUGUCAUUGAGCAGGGUAACAGAGGGACAGACAGCACCUGUGAUAUUCUAUCCAUUCGGCUCAGUGGCAGGAGACACUGUUAAUAUUUCCACUGAGGAUGAAAUCUCCCAGCUUAUCGACCUGUGGAGUCCUUUUGUGUUCUUCGGGCGAGCGUACAACAGGACAUAUGUUAACAGUAACGGAGACCUUACAUUCAACCAGUCUUCAUCAGAGUUUAUUUCUCAACCCUUUCCCAUCAAUGGAAGUGAAGACAUCAUUGCUCCCCUCUGGACUGACAUUGAUGUCAGUGUGAAUGGCAUCAUCUCAUAUCAGCAGUACUCAACCGGGAGUGUUCUCACGCGUGCCACUCAGGAUAUAAACCAGUACUUCCCUGGUCUGAACUUCACGGCUAUUUGGGUCCUUGUUGCAACUUGGGAUAGAGUUGCAUACCAUUACCACUCUGGCACGGAAACAUCGUUUCAAGUGGUUUUGAUUUCGGGUAGUGAUUUGUCUUUUAUUCUCAUAAAUUAUGGUGACUGUGCUGUGACAUAUAAUAGUGUGCAGGCUGGUUAUGACACUAUAAACUCCACGGCCUACUUUGCAAUUCCUGGGUCAAACAAUGGGAACUUUAUGCCAAACCUAAAGAACUCCACCAAUGUCAAUGUUCCAGGCCGAUGGGCCUUCAGGGUGGAUGGUGGAACACAUCAAAACAGUCUACAAGAAAAUGUCGUAGGAAUUCAAAUGAGAGUUACUUCAUUUUCAGACCUAAGAGACAGUGCAAACAUUGAGACUGUUAUAGAGAAACUACAACAGGAGCUGAUCAAGUACGGUCUGCCAAACAGCGUCAAACUGAACCUAAGAAGGGUGCAAAAGACUCAGCCCUAAUAUCAGCCUUGUACAAGGAAAAAAUUCUAACAGAGACCUGUUCAUUAAAUCUCUAGCAUCAAACAUACCUACACUAAAAUAUAACUUACAGAGAAGCAAGAAAACAACAACAAAAGAAAAGAAAAAAACUGAUCUCACAUGGAACGUAAAUCUUUUAUUAAGUUUUUAUUAAGCAUUUGUGAAAGCUGGUCUCUGCAGGAAUGUCACUCUACAGGAGGAUGAACAUUCAUGUGUUCUCAAAUGCAAAUGUCACGUAGCAGGAGUUUAACUGAAGUAAACCUGUUCUUCCUCUAUGGCUCCAUUCACUAGAAAAUCAUAAUAUUAACUGUAAUACCAAUCUUUAUUGAUGAGAUAUUGAAGCAAGAAGCAGUUUAGCUGUUAUAUACAGUAGUGAAGCAUUUUACUAUUUUGCUUUAGCAUUAGUUUUUCUCCUCAGAAAAGUUUGCUGUUACAU